UCAACAAGGCUGCAGGCUGACCGACGCAUGAUUUCAGUGAUCAGUAGCUCACAGUCCUUCACUGCCUUCUCAUUCUUUAGUCUCACACAGCACGGACAGCAUGAGGCUGUGGCUAGUUGUACUGCUCGCGCUGAGCGCUCCUACCUUUGCUGCAGAUGACUCAUGUUUGGGCCGCUGUGAGUAUGGCUUUGACGCAGACAAGAUGUGCCAGUGUGACUCAAUGUGCAAGUAUUACAAGAGCUGCUGCUCUGACUUUGAGGCCACCUGUCAUAAGAACACACGUGGAGACACAUUUGCCUUUGCAGAGGAUGAUGAUGACAAUGAAGACCUGUUUAAUGUUACCAUGCCUGCUCCUCAGCCUUCAGGGAGUGACAGCUCCUUUUCUACAAUUACUUAUGAUCCCGAGCCCACAAAGAGCCCCAUCUUAGACUUUGGUCCUAGAAGGCAGAAAUUUCCAGAAAUUACCAAAUCUCCUAGAGAGAUGGAGCCGAGUCAGAGAGUCCCAGUUACACAGAUCAUACCUGUUUUACAGACAGCAUCCUCUGUGCAGAAGGUUCCCAGCAUCCCUGUGGCAGAUGUGACUCAAGCAACACCGGAGACAACCACAGCUCUCUCAACAGCCACCACUGGCGCUCCAGAUCCAGAUGCUGAGGUCUGCAGCGGCCGACCCUUUGACUCCUUCAUGCAGUUAAAAAAUGGCUCCAUCUAUGCUUUCAGAGGGAAAUACUUUUUUGAACUGGACCAGAAGUCAGUUUUUCCUGGUUAUCCAAAGCUUAUUGAGGAUGUCUGGGGCAUCAGCGGUCCUAUUGAUGCUGCGUUCACCCGUAUCAACUGUCAGGGGAAAACCUACAUCUUCAAGGGAAACAAAUACUGGCGCUUUGACAAUGGUGUACUGGAUGCCAACUAUCCAAGAAAUAUCAGUGUGGGAUUUGAGAACAUUCCCAAUCAUGUGGAUGCAGCAUUUGCAGUCCCUGCUCAUAGUCACCAUGGAAAAGAGAAGGUCUAUUUUUUCAAAGGGGAUCAGUAUUACACAUACGAGUUUUUGUACCAGCCUUCCCAUGCUGAAUGUGUCACCAUGUCUGAGAGGUCUCCGUCCACUUUGUUCAGGCGCUACACUGACAUGUACUUCAGUAACUUUGAAACUUUUUUCAGGGAGCUCUUCUCUGACAAGCCUCAGCAUCGUGCUAGUCAUGACUUCAUUGAUGGAGACUGGAAGGGAAUCACGGCACCAGUGGAUGCAGCCAUGGCUGGAAGAAUCUACAUCACACCUUGGAGGACCACACUGAGACGUAAUGACUACCGUCCUGACCAGCAGUGGGAUCAACGACAAGGUCAACAGUCGCACCAGCAAUACCAGCAGUAUGGACAGCAGUGGAACCAACAGUACGGGCAACAAGGGGACCGCAGAAGGCAAAACCGCUCACCGGUCUGGGAGACUAUGGCUGAACGGGGGAUAAACAUGGGCCAGGCCAUGGCUGAAAAAGGGAGGGAAAUUGGUCUGAGAAUGGAAGAGAAGCGGAUGGAAAUGGAGGAGCGGUUUGGGCGUGAGUGGAACAGGAGAUGGGACCAUGACUGGGAUUGGAACAGAGGAAAUGGUUACCGACAAUACAACAGAGGCAACUAUGACUCCAGGGACAACCAUAGAAAUGGCAGAGGAUACUGGGAAUUUAUCCGAAGGAGUCGACCCAUACAGAGUGUCUACUUCUUCAAAGGAGAUAAGUACUACAGAAUGGACCUAAGGACGAAGAGAGUUGACCGUACUUUCCCUCGGUACCCCAGAUCCAUUGCAAAGUAUUGGCUCGGCUGUUCAGACAUAACUGGGGCAGAGAAAUAGAAGGAGACGAUAUUUUCUUGAUUUGGGAAAAAUACUCAAUUUGUAGCAAUGUAUA
This is a messenger RNA of Thalassophryne amazonica, 1889 nucleotides long. It is a transcript of the gene vtna, whose product is annotated as vitronectin a. Gene Ontology annotation, biological process: cell-matrix adhesion; cell adhesion mediated by integrin; immune response. Bases 101 to 1834 code for a protein of 577 amino acids. Gene Ontology annotation, molecular function: scavenger receptor activity; polysaccharide binding; extracellular matrix binding. NCBI's taxonomy places the organism in Eukaryota, Metazoa, Chordata, Actinopteri, Batrachoidiformes, Batrachoididae. The record is from RefSeq and is a predicted model, not a curated record. The transcript has 8 exons.